Musa acuminata AAA Group (dessert banana) is the source of this 4124-nucleotide messenger RNA. RefSeq lists its product as uncharacterized. Gene Ontology annotation, molecular function: protein binding. The transcript is spliced from 11 exons. The coding region runs from base 642 to 3875 and encodes 1077 amino acids. The record is from RefSeq and is a predicted model, not a curated record. NCBI's taxonomy places the organism in Eukaryota, Viridiplantae, Streptophyta, Magnoliopsida, Zingiberales, Musaceae.
AGAGCGAGUUGGGGGGUUUCACCAGACCUCCCCCGUGGGGGCAUAUUCCGCGCGUGGAUUCGCCUCUCCUUCCCUCCGUUAAACGCAAACCCUGCAAAGCAAACAGGAAAAGCCAGCACGCACCCUACGGAUUGGUUUCUCUUGGUCCCCAUCACUGGCGAUUUCAGGAAUCUUUACAGUACAUUUUCCUUUUUCACUUCAUGGUUGUUGGUGUAAAUUGGGAGGAACAUAACUUGAUAGACUGAUAUACCAGCAUCAGGAUCAGGAUCAGUUUAUCGCUUUGUAAGCAUGCAAGACAUUUGACUUCAACAACGACAAUCUUCUAUUGGAAAAAGACUAUGGGCUUUGUGAUAAGUGCAUGACUAGCUUCUGCUGAUGUGAACUGCUAUUGUAUAGUAAAAAAUUGUUUGUAUUUUGUUGGUUGACAAUGUUCAGUCAUCUGGCUCUUGGAAAUUCUGCAAUGUGUGUGAGCUGAUUUUAUGGUAAUUUGUGACUUAGGCCGGCAAAAUGGAUUAGAUUAUUUAGAGUAUAAUAGCACUUCCUUGGAGAAGUGGACCUUGUAGAACUGCCUCAGCUCUCAAAGUAGUAAACGCUUGGAGCUACCAUCAAACUGUUUUUGAUUGAAACAUACUGUCAGUUAUAUGGAGGGCUUGGUGCCUCAUUCAGGCUCAGUGAGGCAGACAUCUAAUCGCAAGUUUUCUUCAAGCAGUUCUCAGAAAGAUCUAUGGUUUAUCUGCAAACAAGGGUCUGUAGUUGAACUCGAUUUAGCUUUGUUAUCACUAAAGAAGAAUGGUGGAAACAUUGAUGCGAGAAAUGUAUUUGGCCUCACUCCUCUUCAUAUAGCAACAUGGAGGAAUCAUGUUCCUAUUGUGAAGAGGCUUCUUGCUGCUGGUGCUGAUCCUGAUUCAAGGGAUGGGGAGUCAGGAUGGAGCAGUCUCCAUAGGGCACUUCAUUUUGGUCAUCUUGCUGUGGCCAGCGUUCUUCUACAAGCCGGUGCAUCUCUCACUUUGGAAGACUCUAAAUGCCGUACUCCUGUUGAUCUUCUUUCUGGACCUGUGUUUCUGGCCACAGGAAAUGCAUCUGAUUCAGUUGCAACAGAAGUCUUCAGUUGGGGUAGUGGGACAAACUAUCAGCUGGGAACAGGCAACGCUCAUAUUCAGAAGUUGCCAUGCAAAGUUGAUGCACUCCAGAGCUCUUGUAUUAAGAUAAUUGCUGCUUCAAAGUUUCAUAGUGUAGCUGUUGGUUCUGAUGGGCAACUUUAUACUUGGGGAUAUGGAAGGGGUGGUCGAUUGGGCCAUCCAGAUUUUGAUGUUCACAGUGGUCAAGCUGCUGUGAUCACGCCUCGGCAGGUGAUAUUGGGCUUGGGUACUCGUCGAGUCAAGAUUGUGGCAGCAGCCAAGCAUCAUACAGUAAUUGCUACAGAGAGUGGAGAGGUUUUUACUUGGGGAUCAAAUAGAGAGGGUCAGCUUGGCUAUACUUCUGUUGAUACACAACCCACACCGAGGAGGGUGAGUUCCCUUAAAGUAAAAGUCAUUGCUGUUGCUGCUGGAAACAAGCACUCUGCUGCAGUUGCUGAGUCUGGUGAAGUUUUUACAUGGGGAUGCAACAAGGAAGGUCAGCUUGGUUAUGGUACCUCCAAUUCAGUCUCAAAUUCCAUACCAAGAAUGGUUGAGUACUUGAAGGGGAAAGUCUUCAGAGGAGUUUCUGCAGCCAAGUAUCAUACAAUAGUUUUAGGAGCUGAUGGUGAGGUAUUUACUUGGGGCCAUCGCCUUGUCACCCCAAAACGUGUUGUUGUUAGCAGAAAUAUUAAAAAAAGUGGAAAUACACCCCUUAAGUUUCAUCGAAUGGAGCGGCUUCAUGUUAUUUCAGUUGCAGCCGGAGUGGUUCAUAGCACAGCCCUUACUGAUGAUGGUGCCCUAUUUUAUUGGGUUUCCUCAGAUCCUGACUUAAGAUGCCAGCAGCUCUAUUCAAUAUGUGGAACGAAUAUCAUUAGCAUUUCAGCAGGUAAGUAUUGGACUGCUGCUGUUACAACAACUGGAGACGUAUAUAUGUGGGAUGGGAAGAAAUAUAAGGAUGGGACUCCAAUUCCUGCUCGCUUACAUGGCAUUAAGCGAGCUACUUCAGUGUGUGUUGGUGAAACUCAUUUGCUGGCUCUUUGUGCUCUUUAUCAUCCUAGUUAUCCUCUCAGAUCAGAGGGCUCUGUUGUUGAACAAUUAUCAGAUGUCAAUGCUGAAGUGGAGGAAUUAGAUUAUGAUAAUUCUUUCAGUGACAUCGAAAUUGAUACCAGCCCUAAGACCAUUAAAAAUGAUGUUGGUAGCAAGGAUAUACCAAGCCUGAAAAGCCUAUGUGAGAAAGCUGCAGCAGAGUUGCUGUUGGAGCCAAGGAAUGCUAUUCAACUAUUGGAAAUCGCUGAUUCUCUAGAGGCUGAUAAUCUUAGAAAGCACUGUGAGGAAUUAGCUAUACACAAUCUUGAUUAUAUUUUCACAGUCUCGGCAUCAGCAAUUGCAAGUGCCUCACCUGAAGUUCUGGCCAAGCUUGAGAAACUUCUCGAUGCAAGAUCUUCGGAACCCUGGAGUUAUCGUCGCCUUCCCACACCAACUGCUACUUUCCCUGCCAUCAUUAACAGUGAUGAGGAGGACAUUGAGAAAGGACAUUUUAGGCUUAGAGAUAAUUCUGACAAUGUACUCACAAAGCAAGAGAGCUCCAGAGUUGACUGUUUUGUGCAAACUGAUUUGAUUACUGACCAAACUGUCUUCAAACAAGUCAGAGCUCUUAAGAAAAAAUUGCAGCAAAUAGAGAUCCUUGAGGCUAAGCAGUUGAAUGGGCAUCAUCUUGAUGACCAACAAAUUGCAAAGAUUCAAACCAGGUCUUCACUCGAAUGUGCACUUAACGAGCUAGGCUUCCCCCUUGAAACAGAAUCUACACUAUUGUCUUCUGGCUUGUCUGAUGGAAAGGGGAAUAAGAAGGCUGAAAUUUCUAGGAAACAAAGGAGGAAACCUAAACAGAAGGCAACACAAUCUGAAGUUUUAUCUGUAAAUAGUGAAAUAUUUGAGGAGCAGAAUUCUGUUAAGGGUUUUCCAGAUAUCAAAACUCUUGAAGUUGCUGAAAAUAUGGAAAACACUGCUGUGGAUGUCAAUGCCAUCACUAGAAGCAUAACCAUGGAAGAUUCCUCUUCUAAAAACGAGAAAGCAAUUUCUUUAUCCCAUACUAAUAAGACUUCCCAUUUAACCACGUCAAAGAAAAAGAACAGGAAAGGUGGCCUGUCGAUGUUUCUGAGUGGUGCUCUUGAUGAUGCCCCCAGACAUGCCCCUCUACCAAUGCCGAAAAAUGAGGGACCAGCGUGGGGUGGUGCUAAAUUUACACACACUUCUCUUCGUGAUAUUCAGAACGAACAGAGCAAAACAAAAGAAAUAAUUCCUAUGAGGUCGAAAGGUAGGUGUGAAGAUCCAACAGAUCCUGCAAAUAGUGGAAAGGUUCGUUUAGGUUCAUUCCUGCCAAACAUAUCAAGCCCAAUAGUUAUAGUCCCAGCAGAAGGAGUUGCUGGACCUGACGGUGAAAAGAGCACACCUCCUUGGUCAUCUUCAGGAACUUCACCUGGUCUGAACCGGCCAUCAUUAAGGGAUAUACAGUUGCAGCAGGAGAAAAGACAGGUGAACAUCUCACACAGCCCUAAAACCAAAAUAUCAGGCUUCUCAGUAUCUUCAAUAGGCUCACCUUCGGAGGCUGGUGGCCCUAAGGACUCGGUUCCAAACCGCUGGUUCAAGCCUGAGACUGACGCUCCAUCAUCCAUCCGCUCGAUCCAGAUUGAAGAGAGGGCAAUGAAGGACCUUAAGCGCUUCUACAGUAGUGUCAAACUGGUGAAACCUCACCAUUAACCAUUGUGAUCAGUAAGAGCUUUUAUGUUCUUCCUUCUUUCUAGGUAGACUUGUAAAUGUGGCUGUACAGAUGCUGUAACUUCUUUUCCUUCACAAUCUAUCCUCAUUUUUAUCAAUUCUGCUGCCUGUAAGUAUUUUUGUAUUUUGGUUUUAGAUUGCACUGGUGCAUGCUUAUUAACAUAUAUGGGUUUUGUAACAACUGGAUCCAGGUGACAAGUAAAUAAAACAGUUGGAGAAUUGCAUUAUCCA